CAGCACUUCCACCAGAAGAGUUUAUCUGAACAUCUUGCAUGAGCAAAGGCAUCCAGACUUGUGACUACAGGCUGAUUGCAUAAUAUCCGGCAGAUUCAUUAUACCACCACAAGAAAAAAAAAAAAAAAAAAAACCUUUAGGUAAAUCAAACCCCCAACCAGGAAACAGGAAGUCUAGAACUUGAUGACAGCGGGGGAGGAAGUCAGAGAGCAAUGGCAAUGCGGUCGCUUGUGUGAGGUGCUGCGAGGACCAGAGGAGAAACUGUGAGAUGAGCUCGUUACUGUUGGCAGGGUUGCUGGUGGUCUUUCUGGCUGGACGAUGCACAGUGUUAGCAGAUGUCACUGAGAAACCAGUACUUCAGGAAAACCCAGAUGUGAGUACAAAAACCCCAGAGGAAUCCCUGUCUACUCAAGAAUACCCAGAAGAAGAUUAUGAUGAUGAUGAGGCAGACGGUACUGAUUCCCCAAACAAUGAGUCCUCAGGAGACGGGGAAGCAGGGAAUGCGACACGGCCAGACACACGUUCAAACCGAGCGUGCGACACAGAUCUUCAUGACGUCGAGAAGCCGGCCGAAUGCAAAGCCGGACUCACACAUUCAGUCAUCAUCUCAAUAGUUCUAGUGACUCUGCUUAUAGUAGUUGUAGUCAUCGUUGUGAUUUUUCUCUGCCAAAGAAGGAAGAGAAAGACCAUUCCUUGUGAUGUAAAAGAAGAGGAAGCUUUGGCUGCUUGUGAUGCUGGAACACUGCCAGUACCCAUGUUUGAUGAUGACAUCCCCUCAGUUCUCGAGCUGGAGAUGGAGGAUCUGCAGAAACUGGAUGGGGAGACAGACACUGGAGAAACAGCUUCAGCUUCUGGGAUGGAAAGUUAAAUGUGACUCCAGCGAACAGCGAGGUUUUAAAUGAGACCCCAUUAUGCCUUCAUCAAUGAGUGUCCUCAGUACGCAGUACACAAUCCACAAGCUGGCAUCUGCGACCAUUGAGGCUGAAUUAUUACCACUGAUCUGCCACAAGCCAAUAUUGAGGAGGGUGACCACAAUAUCAUCACAGAUUUAAGACUUUGGGGAACUUAGUAUUUCUGGUAGCAUGGUUUUACAUACCAUGCAGGCAUCUUCAUGAGAAAGAAAAGUAUCAAAUGUGCCUGGUUUUAUUUGCAAAUGCAGUUAUUUGUACAUUUUUGUUUAUAUAACUUUUUUACAAUUGCAGUUAGAUCUUCUGGUUUAUAAAAUAUCUCAUACUUACAAAAAUAUAUUCCCAAUAUUAUAAAAUUAGCUUUAAAAUCAUGUUUAGUUUUCAAUUGUGGCAUAAACGGGGGGGGGAAUCUGAUAGUAAUUGUGUAUCUGCCUUUAAAUUCUGUUUGAAUCAGUAGAAUGUAAUAUUUAUGCUCACCAUCAAAUUUUGCUUUUAUUUUUAAUAAAGUAUAUUUUCUUAUAA
Molecule: messenger RNA, 1430 nt
Organism: Anguilla rostrata (American eel)
Lineage: Eukaryota; Metazoa; Chordata; Actinopteri; Anguilliformes; Anguillidae
Product: transmembrane protein 154-like
Exons: 10
Coding region: 269-868 (199 amino acids)
Source: RefSeq, a predicted model, not a curated record